ACCCGAAGGUCCCGUCAGUAAUUCGCACAGUCUGUAGCUUAGUCGUUCCAUGGUCACCAAUUAAACAUCAUGGCAAGCGUCAACCUAAUAACCGCUUUCAAAGCCGUGUGCUCCAUCUUCACGGCAGCCUCUCUGCUCACCGGCACCCAAGCGAUAGUCAAUCCCACCGCCUUUGCAACCUCCUUCGGCAUCCCCCUCGCCCAACCACCCGAGUCGCCAAAGCAAGCAGCCGCAUCCACAACAGACACCACCAAGCCGCCACCACCACAUCACGACCCCGCCGCGUCGAGCUACGUCGCACUCUUGGGCGCACGCCAGCUCGGGACCGGGAUCACGCUGCUGGUGUUUGCGUGCCAGGGCAAAUGGGUGGAAUGCGCAACGGUCCUUAGCGUUAUCGGACUCGUCGUGGCCGGUGCGGAUGGGUACCACAUCGCGAAGAACGGCAACCUCGGAGGGGGCGUAUUUCACGCGGGGCCUGGGGCGGCCAUCGCUGCGUUGGCUGCCGCUGUGGUGUGGUACAAGUAAGCAAAUGUAGAGGGAGUCAAAUCCGAUGACCGUUUUCGCCAGCUUUGUGUAGACUGUACCCACAGGUGCGCGAUGCAAGACAGAGAGUUAUUUUGGGCGUCUGGAGAUGUGCGAGUCAAAAGUGUUAUGCAGGAAUUGUACAGACCGGAAGGACGGAGAUUUUGCCCGGUGAAAAUACGAAAGGGUUUUUAUGAGACGCAGUCAACGAAUGUGUAGACUUUGCUGAGCUGGAAGCCUAAAUUCCCUUUGGAUUAAGCCUUGUAUGGAACUAAUGGCGAAGUACACCUUGCGAUAUUAUGGACCGCGUUACAAGCGGUACCUGACCGAUCUGAUAAACAUCACGUUGUUUUACCCGGACUGCACUCCGUUACAACUGCAACUGAGGCUUGCAGUUUUGUGGAGAUGCUCAAACUCAACACCCUUGCGGUAUCGAGGUUUGAAAUGAUGAGUUUAAAAUACCGGGCUCGUGGUCGGGUACAAGACCUACCGACCCUCAGACAUCCGGUAGCCGAACAUUGAACCUUGUAGCUUAACACGAGGUUCUUUCAGUUGCUGCUUCAACGGCAGCGCUUCAGGAAACUCACCUUUACGCUCGAGUUUGAGAAUACAAGACCAAAGGACAGGAUCCACACAUCUUACUUCCCCAGUCUCAGGGGCGUACACUUACACGUAUUGUAAACGAUGCCUCUAUCCAUAGAGCUGGAGGUGGUGCUGUGCAGACGGCGAAUGCGCCACAUAUUCCCCGUACCAUUUUUGCCCUCUCUGGUUUGAUUAGGGGAGAGCGG
Pyricularia oryzae 70-15 is the source of this 1310-nucleotide messenger RNA. RefSeq lists its product as uncharacterized. The coding region runs from base 70 to 525 and encodes 151 amino acids. The record is from RefSeq and is a predicted model, not a curated record. The transcript has a single exon. Lineage: Eukaryota; Fungi; Ascomycota; Sordariomycetes; Magnaporthales; Pyriculariaceae.